Messenger RNA from Arachis ipaensis, 971 nucleotides. RefSeq lists its product as uncharacterized. Lineage: Eukaryota; Viridiplantae; Streptophyta; Magnoliopsida; Fabales; Fabaceae. The record is from RefSeq and is a predicted model, not a curated record.
UAGAAAAUCCUAACCCAAAUACCCUUCACCCCAGCGCCGUUUCCCCCUUUCACUGAUCAGCUUCAUUUUUCCUCACACACAGCAAAGAGAGAGUGAGACCCGAAAGAGAGAGAACGAGAUGAACGGAAGAGAAAGGGAGACCCAGAGGAGGUGCCGCUGGGCCAGAGUUGCCGCUGGGAGGGUCCUCGCCGCUGCCGCUAUAGCCACGCAGCCGCUGUCUGGUUGUCAUCGUCGUCGCGCUCGCCAGAAACGAGGCAGAGAGCAGCGCCGAGAGGAAGCCUGUCAACCCCAUCGCCGCCGUCAUGCUCGCAAGUAUAGAGGAAGCCCGUUGCUGCCAGCUUUGUCGGAUCUCUGUCAUCGAACCCGUCCUUCGCGCCGCCAUUGGAGUCGCGAAUGGAGGAGGGAGAAGAGGCACGAAAGGGAGCGUCACGGUGUUGCCGUGGUCGUCGAGUGGCUGGGCUUGCCAUCGUCGCGUUUGAAGGGAGGCGUCACUGAUAUACCCGACAGCAGCUUCCCCUGCGUUCCCAAUUCCAUUUUUGAAACUUAUUAUCAUCUUUAUCCGGAACCACUGAUGUCACCGCUACGGAGAUGAUUGGGAUAGGCGCGAUUGUCAUUGUUGUUGCUGCCCCAGAAGAAGUGAGGCUGCUGCUGCUGUUCCGGCCGCAUUGGCUGUUGUAAACUGGAAAAAAGAAGGGCAUCAUUGCGUUUAAAUUUGACGGUUUUGACUAAUUGAGGAUAAUUUUUUUGGACUCGUAAAGACAAAAGGAGUUGACUAGUUGUUGUGGCACCCUGUAUAAGAUGGGAUGGGUCUUAUAAUGAGUUUGGUUAUCUAAAUGUAUUAUUUUGAUGUGUUGUUUACUUUUUGAUAAGAUAUUUUAUCCGAUAUUAUAUGUAAUGGAUAAAUUACACUGUAUUUUGAUUAGUGUUGUAAUGAAUAUCUAAUUUUUAAUGAAACUUUUAUGAUUUGGAUU